Prunus avium (sweet cherry) is the source of this 1115-nucleotide messenger RNA. RefSeq names its product methyl jasmonate esterase 1-like. Lineage: Eukaryota; Viridiplantae; Streptophyta; Magnoliopsida; Rosales; Rosaceae. The record is from RefSeq and is a predicted model, not a curated record. Gene Ontology annotation, biological process: salicylic acid metabolic process; jasmonic acid metabolic process. Gene Ontology annotation, molecular function: methyl salicylate esterase activity; methyl indole-3-acetate esterase activity; methyl jasmonate esterase activity.
UCACUGACUUUUCAGAUUGCCAACAACCUUAGAAUUUUCAUGCAGGCCAAGAAAAUAGACCAAAAACCUUAGAAUUUUUAGUCUCUCUUUGCUCACUAAGAAUGUGUUCUCGAUCUCCAAACCCAGAUGCCCAAAAGAAGCAUUUUGUGCUGGUUCAUGGAGCUGGCCAUGGGGCAUGGUGUUGGUACAAGUUGUCAGCUCUGCUCAUCUCUGCAGGUCACCAUGUUACAGCUCUAGACCUAGCAGCAUCUGGAGACAACCCAAAACAGAUAAAUCAAGUCCAUUGCUUCGCGGACUAUGUUGAGCCCUUGAUUGAAUUCAUGGAGUCUCUCCCACCAGAGGAUAGGGUUAUCUUGGUGGGCCAUAGCAUGGGUGGGGCCUCCAUAUCUAUUGCCAUGGAGAGGUUCCCUGAGAAAAUUUCUGUUGCUGUAUUUGCCACCGCUGUGAUGCCUGGCCCUACUUUGAGUUACUUGGCCAUAGUUAAACAGCUUGGUAGUAGAUUGGAAAUAAAGGAUUCUAAAUAUAGAUAUGAUAAAGGACCCAACAACCCUCCAACAUCGGGAAUUUUUGGUCCCCAACGUCUGACUUCAGUGUCGUACCAGCUCUCGCCCCCAGAGGACUUAGCACUGGCGUUGUCAUCGCUGAGAUCUUUCCCUCUCUUUGACGAGGAAAUAAAACUCACCAAGGAGAAAUAUGGGUUGGUUCGUAGAGUAUGUAUAGUGUGCGACCAAGACCUUGCCAUAGGGGAGGAUGUGCAACGGUGGAUGAUCAAGGAAAAUCCUCCACAUGAAGUCAAAGUGAUCAAUGGUUCUGAUCAUAUGCCCAUGUUCUCCAAACCGCAGGAAUUCUUCUCCACCCUCCAAGAGAUUACUGAAAAAUAUUCCUAAACAUCGUAAGCACCCAACUGAUAACAUAUGUUUUCUGCGAAACUUCUAGUGUACGUAACAAUAUUGCUGUUGUUGCCACCCUUAGCAAAAGAACGGCGAAGUUCAUUAUACAUAGGGAAAUAUGUAUAUGUAUGUAUCAAAUGCCUUGUCACAAUUUACAUGACUGUAUAAGCCAACUUUCCGGUAGCUAUGUGGGUCGCCUAACAUGAAUUGCUAUCCUUUACUUUA